Messenger RNA from Cladophialophora yegresii CBS 114405, 744 nucleotides. RefSeq lists its product as uncharacterized. The transcript is spliced from 2 exons. Bases 1 to 744 code for a protein of 247 amino acids. The record is from RefSeq and is a predicted model, not a curated record. Lineage: Eukaryota; Fungi; Ascomycota; Eurotiomycetes; Chaetothyriales; Herpotrichiellaceae. Gene Ontology annotation, molecular function: 2 iron, 2 sulfur cluster binding.
AUGUUUCGAACAGUAGGCUCUUAUCGUGUGCUCGAGCAUGUCGCGGGUUUCCCUCUAAUUCUCGUGCUUGGGAAGGAUUACGUCCUGCGUUGUUUUCACAAUGUUUGCAGGCAUCGUGCCUAUCCCGUCAUUUCGUCAAACAAAGUCGGUUGCAGACCGAACUUGGGGUGCAAGUAUCACGGCUGGACGUAUGACCUCAGUGGUAAACUCAUCAAAGCGCCCAAGUUUGAGGACGCCGAGGGGUUUCGCAAAGACCAAAACUCGUUGUUUGAGGUGAAGACCGAAAUCGAUGAGGAUGGCAUUGUGACUGUGGAUCUAUCAUCCGAGUCCAAAGGAAGUCCUGUUCUCGACAUCAACAAAUUCAAAGACGGUCAGGUGGAGACCUGGGAUGUCAAAGGAGCAUUUAACUGGAAAGUGGCAGAAUGUGCGGAUGCUUUCAACUUCCCAACACUUACUCGCAACGACCGCGGUGUUCAGGUAAGACUAGGGUUGGCGAGGAAGUUAAAGCACGUUAAACCCUCGAUCUUGGCCGACUUUGUUGCUCUUCCUGGUCACAAUGCUCACCUUCUGAUGACAAUUCAACCCACGACGGCGGAUGCCUGCACUGUGCAUUGCACGCUUUUCGUUGCUUCAUCUAGCCAUGCCUCAUCACUCACCAUCAGCUCAGCCAAAUCCGACAUUGCUCAAUCCGUGUUAUCACUGGAGAAGCUAUAUGCUAGAGUUAGAGAAUCCGAUGCCAUGUGA